Messenger RNA from Polistes dominula (European paper wasp), 4291 nucleotides. RefSeq lists its product as uncharacterized. The record is from RefSeq and is a predicted model, not a curated record. NCBI's taxonomy places the organism in Eukaryota, Metazoa, Arthropoda, Insecta, Hymenoptera, Vespidae.
UUAUCAAAGAACGCGGCAUUAACGGUUUUGGUGUUGCUUCUAAGUGUUGUUGAUUUUAAAUCGUUUUUAAAUCAAGUCUAAUAAAUGAAAAAGUCUAGAAAAAGUGGAUCCGGAGGAUCCUCUAUUCUCAAAGUAGCACUUAGACCACAUUCAGGUCCUAAUAUUUCCUUAAGUUCAGAAAGUCCAGCCACAUCGAAAGUUAAACGACGGGUUAGUUUUGCAGAAAAGAAUCAUGUUAAAGAAUUUUUAUCUGCGGAACAAGGAACUUUAUGGAACAAUACGUAUGAAGAAUUAUCAAAUAUAAAUACAGGACAAAUUGGUAUAAAUAAUCAGAAUCAUGAAAUUGUUAAGAAUACUUAUCAUUCUACAAGUAAUAGUAUGAUAGAGAAUGAAAAUGGGAAUCCAACGAAUGAUUCCUUAGAAUUAACAGAGUGUUUUGUUACACCGGGUUCCUUUAAAUCAAUUCAUACAGGAGAAAUAUUAUUAAACAAAUCAAUAUCUUUAGGACGUCAAAAUGAAAAUGACGAUGAAAAGAUUAGUAUUUCAAUUGAAUCAAAUCGUAACAUAGAUAUUUGUGCGCAUAAAAGUAUAAAUGUUUACUAUGAUACACCAAAUCUUCAUAUCAUGGAAGAUCCAGAUUUGAACAAAACUUGCAUCGAAGAUGUACCUAUGGAGAUUACAGAAAUACCUUCUGUUAUUAAGCUUCCAAACGUGUCUACUAAGCGCAAACUAGAACAAGAAGAUAAAGAAAACAUACCAAUAUCUGAUAUUAUCAUGAAAUCUAAUGUUCCAUCAAUUACAACAAAUGAAAUGAAUGCGAUGUCAGAUAAAACACAAUAUUUUUGUAAGGAAAAUUUAGAAUUUACAGAAUGCUUACAGUCUAUAAAAGAACCACUUCAUUUGCAACAAAAAUUUAAUAAAAUAAGUGCCUUUACUAAUAAUGAGAAUGUGACUAAUAAUCAAACUCAAAUAUUUAAAAAUGUAUCAAUGGAAAUGACGUGUGCUAUUCCAACGGUUUGUAAAACAAAUUCUGCAAAUCAUGGAGUCGUUUUUCAUGAUGCUUUGAUGGAUGAUACAAGCGUAAUUACUUCAGUAAUUAAUAAAAAAGAGAAAUCAAUUAGUAAAGAUAUAUCUCAAAUUGAAAAUGAUACUAGAUUUUUAAAGAAAAUGUUUAAUUCUGUUAAUAAGACUAAGUUAAUGGAUGCUUCGAUGGAAAUUACAGAAGGGGUUUAUUCAUUACCUCAUUCAACAAGAGUUAAUGAUGGUACGAAUAUUGCGACUGCUUUCAAUUGUAGUAGCUCCGCCAUAAAAGAAAAAACAAUGUUAAUUGAUGAUUUGAUGGAAUUCACUAUACCCGUAACCAAUUUAUCUCGAGUAGUACAUAAUACAGGUAAAGAAGAAUUACUCCAAGUUAUUCCUGCCAUAAAUGAUAGGACAGAGUUAAACAAUGAUUCUCUAGAAUUUACUGUACCCAUAAACAAUUUAUCUCGAGUAGUACAUAAUAUAGAUAGGAAAGAAGAAUUACUCCGAAUUACUCCCGCCAUAAAUGAUAGGACAAAGUUAAGCAAUGAUUCUCUAGAAUUCACUGUACCCGUAAAUAAUUUAUCUCGAGUAGUAAAUAAUACAGGUAAAGAAGAAUUACUCCGAGUCACUCCUGUCAUAAGUGAUAAGACAGAGUUAAACAAUGAUUCACUGGAAUUGACUGUACCUGUGCAAAAUUUAUCUCGAGUAGUACAUAAUAUAGGUAAAGAAGAAUUACUCCAAGUUACAGAGAUAAUUGAAAGUACAAUGUGUAAUCAAAUUCGAUUAUCAUCAGAGAAAGAAGCUGGUAUUAUUGAAAAUGAGCUAUCUGAAAAUAAUUCUAUGAAUAUUAAUAUACCUGUAUAUUUUAAUCCAACUUCUUCUACUAUUACUUCCAAUACAAUUGUUAAUGCUACAAUACAAAAUAAUAGCACAUUUAAACAUACUAUAAAUGAAAAUGGAAAUUCUAGUUUAUUACAAAGUGAAAAUAGAAACGUAGAAAAUCAAGUUUCAAACACAAAUGAAAAAUUAGAAAAAAAUGAUUGCUUAUUAGAUUCUGUGCAUAGAAUAACAAGAGAUCAUUCAAUGGCUGAAGUUAAAAAACAAACUAAUAUUCACUUUAACAAUAGCAACGAUAAUAUAAAGAAAUCUGUGCAUCAAAGAAUGAAUUAUACAUUAAGUCCUUCUACAAUGUAUUAUAAUGACGAUCAAAAACAAAAAGAAAAUAUCACCGCACAUAAUCAUCACACUCUAACUUCAUUAAUAUCAUCUUUCGUAUACGCAGAUAUGAUAGAAGAUGAUUCAUUUGUAAAAACGAUACAUAAAGUCCAGCAAGAAACACAAUCGAGUGAAAAUGUUAUGGAUGUGAAUUCAGUAAUUGAUAUGGUUAAUGUACAACCAAUGCGUAUACAAUGUCCCGAAAUAUGUAUCACCAACGGUGAACAGAUAGUGCAACAAUCUAAAAAUAAUCUUGAAUGUUAUUUCGAAAAUAAUAAUAUCCAAGUAGAUAAUGUAAUGAUUAACAAAGAAAAGAAUAAUCAAUACAGUUCAGAUAAAAUUUCAACUAUAAUUAAUGAGAUUCAUGAAAAUCAUGAAAAUGUUUUUGAAAAUAAACUUAACAAUGAAAGACUUACUAAUACUUCUAUAGAAUUAGAAAUUACUCAUAGAGAUAAACAAUUAGAUAAAAAAGACAAAAAUAUUGAAAACGUUUCAGCGGCAUGUAUAAUAAAGUCUAAGAAAAAUUCAGCCAUGGAUAUAAGUGAAUGUGCUAAUGCUCAUAGUAGCAACAAUCAGAUUCUUUAUAGAUCACGUGUUUUUUCACCAACAUUAAUUUCUGCUUACAAUCAAAAUAAAACGUGUAUUGGAGAAAAUAAUAUUACCCCAAUAGCUGACAAAAAAGACUUAACAUGCAGCAUGGAUAUAACACAAAAUAAUGAUAACUCUUUGAGAGAAGAAGUUGCAUUGGAAAAAAACACUAAAGAAAAUUCCAGUUUUCAAGAGGAUAAAUUUUCUUUACUAGUAAACAAAUUAAAGAACCAUAUGCUUAGUGACGAUUGCAUAUGGGAUUUAUAUUAUGAGAAUAUAGAUAAACAAGUGAUAGUGGUUGGUUUUAUUUCUACAUCUCUACUGAUAAUAAUAUAUACUCAGAAUAAUAUCAAUACUGACACGUGCAUGAUCAAAGAUAUUAAAGUAAUUUCACGAGUAGAAAAUGAUGAAAAUUUGUUCUUAAGUAUUGCACAUAAAUUAAUAAUUGAGAAAAUAAACAUAGAAUAUAUUUGUCAAUCAUAUAUAUACGAAGAAGAUAUUAUUCCCUUGUUAAAUCAUAUUUCAGAAGAUGUGAAAUUAAUAUUAGAUUUUAUAUUUGAUCUAAAACAAUUAGAAGAUACAAAUUUAAUGGAAAUAAAUACAGAAAGCAUAACAUUUAUAUCAAGAAGUAAAUGCAUGGAAAUUAUAUUGAAAAUUACAAUGGAUAUUAAAUUAUUUGAUAAAAUAAAUUCAUCACACAUCAAGAUCGUUUCUAUUUUGGGUACUGUAAUAGAGAAAGAAAUCCAAGAGUUACUUGUAAAUGUGAAAAGAGAUCAUAAAUUUUUAAGAAGAUACAUGUCUGAUAUUAAGGAUUAUAUUGAUAUAAUAGAACAAGUUAAUUUUGCAAAAAAAAAGUGUCGUAGUUGAAUUACAGAAAGAAAAAAAAGGAAAGGAAAUUAUCCCUCAUAAGAGAUUUAAAUGAUUGAAGUGUAAAAUAUUUAUAGAUGGAUCGAACAUAUGUACAAACGUAAAAGAUUUAUAUGUUUAACAGUAUAUGGAAAUAAUUGUAUAUUUUUUAAAUGAAUUUCUUUAUAAUAAUACUAUAAUUAUAUUAACUUCUAUUAAUUCGUUGGGAAUUUUUAAUAUUUUAUAUGCAAAAAGAAGUGAGAUAUGUAAACCAUUAGGUAAAAAAAUUAAAUAAUAUUUUUACUAUUCGUUCAAAUAGAUUUAAUAAUAACUAUACAUAAAUUUAUAGCAGAUAUAUACAUACAAACAGGUUGAUCGACUAGCUUCGAUGAAGCCGGUUUGGACUAUGCAGGUUUUUGUUAAUGCACUUGCAGUUCUUUGGGUAGUAGCGUGUGAACAACUGGCUUCCCAUAGAAUCAUUCAAGUUUUCGUUUAAUUCUUAAGAAAUAAUUGUCACAUCGAUACCUUUGAUUAGAAUUAUCGAGAAUGUGCAAUCAAAAAGUUUCAUAUUAUUUAAUUGCCAACGUUUCUUUCAUUUCCUUAUAUUAUUGAUAAUUAA